AUGAAGGUUGAUGAGUGGACUAUUACUAGUGAAUUCGAUGAUAUUGUACAGGAUGUGAAAGAGGAAAAGGUUGAGAGUGAUAAGAUAUGGGUGAGUAAGUAUGGUCAUGGGGAAUCUGGUGAUUGUAAUUUGGAUUUAGAAUUUGAAGUAAAAUUGGACAAGAGAAACGAGGUUAGUUUUGGGAAGAGUGUUUGUCAAGGGAAUGAGUACUCGGUUGUGAGGGCUCAGUCGAAUAUAUAUGAGGUAGUAGUAGCGAAUGGGACAGAGAGUGGUCCAGGUAGUAGUGUUGUGGCUAGGUUUCAGAAUUUCAAGCGGAAAUGCGAAUUCCAGAAGGGUCAUUCGCCUGACUUGACUAGUGUGGAUAUUACCAACGUUUUUGAUCCAGAAGAGCGAGUGGUUUGUGCCGAUUCUGAGGGAAGCAUAUAUGUGCUUCGAGGGAGUCGCAAUGGCCCAAUGGAGGAGAAGUUUAGGAUAGAGCAGGGGCACGCAAGUCAUGUUAGCAAGGUUCGAUUUUUCCCCAAUGGACACGGGUUUUUGAGCAGUGGUAUAGACAUGAGGCUUAAGAUAUGGGACGCCAACAACGGUACUGAGUUAAGGACGUUUGUUGGGCAUACGCGGCCAGUUAAUGAUUUUGCCAUGGUAGAUAGGGGCCGUAAUUUUGUGUCUGGCAGUUCGGAUGGUUGCCUCAAGCUUUGGGAGUGUUCCACUGCUAGUUGCGUGUUCUCGAUGGGCUCGGAUGCUGGUGAUGGUAUCAAUUGUGUAGCUUUGUCCAACUACACGGCCAGUGCAUCAUCGUCGUUAUCGAUAGAUAGGACAAAUGAAUAUAAUACAGAGGGGAAGGCUGUAUUUUCGGGACAUGAUUCUGGUGCUAUCACGUUCCAUGAUCUCUACAAUAGAAAGAAAGUGCUUGAGAUACCAUCGGUUAAUGGGUCGAGUUGCGUGACGUUGGCUCAAUCAAGCAGUGGGGACAACAGUCAUUAUUUGUGGGCUGGUCACUCUGAUGGCAGCAUUUACUCAUGGGAUACUCGUAACACUUCUGAGCCCAUAGACCACUUAGAAGUAAAUAGCGGAGUUCCAAUCACGAAGAUCUUCCUUGCAAAUAAUUUAUUGCACGUUUCCAGUGGCAUACAAUACUUUUUCAGUUUGCCUGUGGUUGAUGGCGAAUUCAAGACUGGUAAGCUUGUCAAUUUCAUCAGGCCUUACGAAGAUAUAACCGAUUUCUGCAUAAAUGAGUCUUACCAAGAUCUGUGGUGCGUAGGCAACAACGGCACUAUGUUGAAAUUCUAA
Messenger RNA from Kluyveromyces marxianus DMKU3-1042, 1287 nucleotides. It is a transcript of the gene RPN14, whose product is annotated as Rpn14p. The transcript has a single exon. Bases 1 to 1287 code for a protein of 428 amino acids. The record is from RefSeq and is a predicted model, not a curated record. Gene Ontology annotation, molecular function: protein binding. Lineage: Eukaryota; Fungi; Ascomycota; Saccharomycetes; Saccharomycetales; Saccharomycetaceae.